GGAGGAGGGGAAGGGGGCUUGCCGAGCAAGCGAUGGAUGAGGAAAACAUGACGAAAAGCGAGGAGCAGCAACCUCUGAGUUUGCAAAAAGCCUUACAGCAGUGUGAGUUGGUCCAAAACAUGAUAGACCUGAGCAUCUCCAACCUGGAAGGGCUUAGGACCAAAUGUGCCACCUCCAACGACCUCACACAAAAAGAGAUCCGGACCCUGGAGAGCAAGCUGGUGAAGUACUUCAGCCGUCAGCUGUCCUGCAAAAAGAAGGUGGCCCUUCAGGAGCGCAACGCCGAGUUGGACGGCUUCCCCCAGCUCCGGCACUGGUUCCGGAUCGUCGAUGUGCGCAAGGAAGUCUUGGAGGAAAUCACCCCUGGCCAGCUGAGUCUGGAGGACCUCUUGGAGAUGACAGAUGAGCAGGUGUGUGAGACGGUGGAGAAAUACGGAGCCAACCGGGAGGAGUGCGCCCGUCUCAAUGCCUCCCUGUCCUGCCUCCGGAAUGUCCACAUGUCAGGAGGCAACCUUUCCAAACAAGACUGGACCAUCCAGUGGCCCACCACGGAGACAGGGAAGGAGAACAGCCUUGUGUGCCCCCCGGAGCCCACCCCGUGGAUCCGCACACACCUCUCCCAGAGCCCCAGGGUCCAGACCAAGUGUAUCCAGCACUACUGUCACGCCAGCCCCUCGCCCGGGGCCCCCGUGUACACGCAUGUGGACAGGCUCACCGUGGAUGCCUACCCGGGUCUGUGCCCGCCGCCACCACUGGAGUCAGGCCACCGUUCCCUGCCCCCGUCGCCCCGGCAGCGGCACGCCGUCCGCACCCCGCCGCGCACCCCCAAUAUCGUCACCACCGUGACCCCACCUGGUACACCACCCAUGAGGAGGAAGAACAAGCUGAAGCCCCCGGGGACCCCACCGCCGUCUUCCCGGAAGCUGAUCCACUUGAUUCCAGGUUUCACGGCCCUGCAUCGAAGCAAGUCCCAUGAAUUCCAGCUGGGUCACCGUGUGGAUGAGGCCCACACACCCAAAGCCAAGAAGAAAAGCAAACCCUUGAACCUCAAGAUUCACAGCAGUGUGGGCAGCUGCGAGAACAUUCCCUCUCAGCAGCGCUCCCCCCUCCUGUCGGAGCGCUCCCUCCGCUCCUUCUUUGUGGGACACGCACCUUUCCUGCCUUCCACCCCUCCUGUCCACACGGAGGCCAACUUCUCUGCAAACACACUGUCCGUGCCGCGCUGGUCCCCGCAGAUCCCUCGCAGAGACCUCGGCAACUCCAUCAAGCACAGGUUUUCCACCAAGUACUGGAUGUCUCAGACGUGCACUGUCUGUGGGAAAGGAAUGCUUUUUGGCCUCAAGUGUAAAAAUUGCAAAUUAAAGUGCCACAACAAAUGCACCAAAGAAGCCCCUCCCUGUCAUCUCCUGAUCAUCCACCGAGGGGAUCCAGCAAGGUUAGUCCGAACAGAGUCCGUCCCAUGUGACAUCAACAACCCUCUACGAAAGCCACCCCGGUAUUCGGACCUGCACAUCAGCCAGACGCUCCCCAAAACCAACAAAAUCAGCAAGGACCACAUCCCUGUCCCUUACCAGCCAGACUCUAGCAGCAAUCCCUCAUCCACAACGUCCUCCACGCCCUCCUCGCCAGCACCCCCCCUCCCUCCCAGCGACACCCCAACCAGCCCCCUAACCCAUCCGAGCCCGAUUUGUUAUUCGAAGGGACAGCCCCGGGACAGCACUGACUUUGGUGUUUCCAUUCUUUUGCAAGCGUCCCACUACUACAAAUACAAGCAGCAGUUCAUCUUCCCAGAUGUGGUGCCAGUGCCGGAGACCCCGACCCGGGCGCCCCAGGUCAUCCUGCAUCCAGUGACCUCGAAUCCAAUCUUGGAAGGAAAUCCAUUACUUCAAAUUGAAGUGGAGCCAACCUCAGAGAAUGAAGAGGGCCACGAUGAGGCCGAAGAGUCGGAGGACGACUUCGAGGAGAUGAACCUGUCCCUGCUCUCAGCCCGGAGCUUCCCGCGCAAGGCCAGCCAGACCAGCAUCUUCCUGCAGGAGUGGGACAUCCCUUUUGAGCAACUGGAGGUCGGCGAGCUCAUCGGCAAGGGCCGCUUUGGGCAGGUGUACCAUGGCCGCUGGCACGGCGAGGUGGCCAUCCGGCUGAUCGACAUCGAGAGGGAUAACGAGGAGCAGCUCAAGGCCUUCAAGCGGGAGGUGAUGGCCUACAGGCAGACACGCCAUGAGAACGUGGUGCUCUUCAUGGGCGCCUGCAUGAGCCCGCCCCACCUGGCCAUCAUCACCAGCCUGUGUAAGGGACGGACGCUCUAUUCUGUGGUGAGGGAUGCCAAAAUCGUCUUGGAUGUCAACAAAACAAGGCAGAUUGCUCAAGAAAUUGUGAAGGGCAUGGGCUACCUCCACGCAAAGGGGAUCCUUCACAAGGACCUCAAGUCAAAGAAUGUCUUCUAUGACAACGGCAAAGUGGUGAUCACAGACUUCGGGCUCUUCAGCAUUUCCGGGGUGCUGCAGGCCGGCAGGCGGGAGGACAAGCUACGCAUCCAGAAUGGCUGGCUCUGCCACCUGGCACCAGAGAUCAUCCGCCAGCUGUCUCCCGACACAGAAGAGGACAAACUCCCCUUCUCCAAGCACUCGGACGUCUUUGCGCUCGGCACAAUUUGGUAUGAACUCCACGCCAGGGAGUGGCCUUUCAAGACGCAACCAGCAGAGGCAAUAAUCUGGCAAAUGGGCACAGGCAUGAAACCCAACCUCAGCCAGAUCGGCAUGGGAAAAGAAAUCUCGGACAUUCUUCUCUUUUGCUGGGCCUUUGAACAAGAAGAAAGACCUACCUUCACUAAGCUCAUGGACAUGCUGGAGAAACUGCCAAAGCGGAACCGCCGCCUGUCUCACCCCGGACAUUUCUGGAAGUCUGCAGAGUAG
This is a messenger RNA of Neomonachus schauinslandi (Hawaiian monk seal), 2912 nucleotides long. RefSeq names its product kinase suppressor of ras 2 (gene KSR2). Bases 33 to 2912 code for a protein of 959 amino acids. Gene Ontology annotation, biological process: protein phosphorylation. The record is from RefSeq and is a predicted model, not a curated record. NCBI's taxonomy places the organism in Eukaryota, Metazoa, Chordata, Mammalia, Carnivora, Phocidae. The transcript is spliced from 20 exons. Gene Ontology annotation, molecular function: ATP binding; protein kinase activity.